AUGCCCGACAAAGACGCCGGAACGCCCCGUGUUUUCCUUUACCGCCAUGGAGAGACCGAAUGGUCCAAAAGCGGCCGCUACACCGGCAUCAGCGAAAUCCAGCUGACUGACGACGGAGUGAAGCAAGUGUCCGCUUCCGGCAAGAUCCUUGUAGGAGCUGGUAAGCUUAUUGACACGGCUAAACUGGCUCGCGUGUAUGUGUCUCCGCGCCAAAGGGCAAAGCACACCUUUGACUUGGCCUUCGGGGAGGCCGAGAAGCAGGGUUUGAAGGAAGCUGGCAAGGUGGAGGAGACGGAGCGGCUGGCGGAGUGGGGUUAUGGCUUGUAUGAGGGGAUGCUGACCAAGGAGAUUCGCGCGCUGAGGAAGGAGCAUGGGCUUGACGGUGAGAGGGCGUGGGAUAUCUGGAGGGAUGGAUGUGAGGAGGGAGAAUCACCUGCGGAUGUUACGGCCCGGAUUGAUAGCCUGAUCGAAGAGAUCAGAGAUCUCCAUCGGGGAAACAUGCACGGAGAGGCACCUGCUGAUGUUGUUCUUAUUGCGCAUGGCCAUACGCUCCGUGCGUUUACCAAGCGCUGGUUGGGCUAUCCGAUGGAGUUUCCGUUGUCGAUGAUGCUGGAGCCUGGUGCUGUGGGAGUUCUUAGAUGGUAUGGUUCUAUGCUGGGGGGAGGCUACCGCCACACCAGCCAGCCCUUCUCCACACUGGUCUUCGCUUAUGCGACACCCUCAAACUACUUACUCUCCGCCUACCUGCUAGCCGGUGCGGCGGUAACGCCUCUUUUGUGUUAG
Messenger RNA from Aspergillus niger, 783 nucleotides. RefSeq lists its product as uncharacterized. The transcript is spliced from 4 exons. Gene Ontology annotation, molecular function: sedoheptulose-bisphosphatase activity. The record is from RefSeq and is a predicted model, not a curated record. Gene Ontology annotation, biological process: ribose phosphate biosynthetic process. Bases 1 to 783 code for a protein of 260 amino acids. NCBI's taxonomy places the organism in Eukaryota, Fungi, Ascomycota, Eurotiomycetes, Eurotiales, Aspergillaceae.